AUCCUGCAGGAGGGGCAGGUCCCUUUCCCGGGCAUCAGCCUGCUUGCUCUCAGCCGAGCCCUCUUGCCAACCGUGGUGGGUCCCUCGGGGCUCCUGUCUCCCCAUCUGAGAAGCAGAGGGCACAACCCUCUUCCAGGCCUGUGAUUUUUCAGCGUGGCUCCAUCGCAGGGUUCCACAUCACGUGCCUACUCUCUGCUGACUGUGGGGAGAUGGCCAGGCUUGUUUAGGGAACUGAGCUGGGCCGGGCCCCUACAGCUGACAGAGCGAAGGUGGCCGGGAAGAAAGCAGCCUCCCGGUCGGAAAAAUGAAGGCGCUUCUGCUGCUGGUCCUGCCCUGGCUCAGCCCUGCCAACUACAUUGACAAUGUGGGCAACCUGCAUUUCCUGUGCUCAGAACUCUGUAAAGGUGCUUCCCACUAUGGCCUGACCAAAGACAAGAAGAGGCGCUCUCAAGAUGGCUGCCCAGACGGCUGUGUGAGCCUCACGUCAACAGCGCUCUCCCCAGAAGUCUCUGAAGCUGCCACCAUCUCCUUGGUGACCAAUGAGCCUGGCUUAGACAACCCUGCCUACGUGUCCACAACGGAGGAUGGUCAGCCAGCAGACAGCCCACUGGACUCUGGCCGGAGCAACCGAAUGAGGGCACGGACCUUUGAGCGAUCAACUAUCAGAAGCAGGUCUUUUAAAAAAAUAAACCGAGCCUUGAGUGUUCUUCGAAGGACAAAGAGUGGGAGUGCUGUUGCCAACCAAGCAGACCAGGGCAGAGAAGAUUCUGAAGACACCACUGCCCCUGAAGUCUUUCCAAGGUUGUAUCACCUGAUUCCAGAUGGUGAAAUUACUAGUGUCAAGAUCAAUCGAGUGGAUCCUAAUGAAAGCCUCUCCAUUAGACUUGUGGGAGGCAGCGAAACCCCGCUGGUCCACAUCAUUAUCCAGCACAUUUACCGUGACGGAGUGAUUGCCAGGGAUGGCCGGCUACUGCCAGGAGACAUCAUCCUAAAGGUCAACGGGAUGGACAUCAGCAACGUGCCUCACAACUACGCGCUGCGCCUCCUGCGGCAGCCGUGCCAGGUGCUGCGUCUCACUGUGCUGCGGGAGCAGAAGUUCCAAAGCAGGAGCGGCGGACAGGCACUGGACGCCUACGGUCCCCGCGAUGACAAUUUCCACGUGAUUCUCAACAAAAGCAGCCCCGAGGAGCAGCUUGGAAUAAAACUGGUGCGCAGGGUGGAUGAGCCUGGGGUGUUCAUCUUCAACGUGUUGAACGGUGGUGUGGCAGACCGACACGGACAGCUGGAAGAGAACGAUCGAGUGUUAGCCAUCAACGGACACGACCUUCGGUACGGCAGCCCAGAAAGCGCAGCUCAGCUGAUCCAGGCCAGUGAAAGGCGUGUCCACCUCGUCGUGUCCCGCCAGGUUCGGCUGCAGAGUCCUGACAUCAUUCAGGAUGCUGGCUGGAACAGCAACGGCAGCCGGUCCCCAGGGCCAGGGGACAGGAUCAGCAUUCCCAAGCCCCUCCAUCCUGUGGUCACUUGCCAUGAGAAGGUGGUAAGUGUCCGAAAAGACCCCAGCGAAUCUCUCGGCAUGACCGUGGCAGGCGGGGCGUCACAUAGGGAAUGGGAUUUGCCUAUCUACGUCAUCAGUGUUGAGCCUGGGGGAGUCAUAAGCAGAGAUGGAAGAAUAAAAACAGGUGACAUUUUGUUAAAUGUGAACGGGAUCGAACUAACAGAAGUCAGCCGGAGCGAGGCGGUUGCAUUACUGAAAAGCACAUCCUCCUUGGUGGUUCUUAAAGCUUUGGAAGUCAAAGAACGUGAGCCCCAGGAACGUGAGCCCCAGGAAGCCUGCAGCAGCCCAGCAGCUCUGGACUCCAACCACAACAUGGCACCCACCAGAGACUGGUCCCCCUCCUGGGUCAUGUGGCUGGAAUUACCACGGUACCUGUAUAACUGUAAAGAUGUUAUAUUACGAAGAAACACAGCUGGAAGUCUGGGCUUCUGCAUUGUAGGAGGUUAUGAAGAAUAUAAUGGGAACAAACCGUUUUUUAUUAAGUCCAUUGUUGAAGGAACACCAGCAUACAAUGAUGGAAGAAUUAGAUGUGGUGAUAUUCUUCUGGCUGUCAAUGGUAGAAGUACAUCAGGAAUGAUACAUGCUUGCUUGGCAAGGAUGCUGAAAGAACUUAAGGGAAAGAUCACUCUUACUAUUGUUUCUUGGCCUGGCACUUUUUUAUAGAAUCAAUGAUGGGUCAUAGGAAAACAGAAAACUACAGAUAAGCUAUGUUGAAACAAUGUAUUUAUCUUGUCCAUUUUUUUAUUUAAAGGAUACACUGUAAAAAUGUAAACUAAUGUCAGGAAAAAUAUGAUCUAAUGAAAGCCAAUUACACCUCAGAAAAUGUAAUUCUCAAAACAUAACUCUUAUUAAUAGUUUUUAUUCAGUGUGGAGGAUUUCUCACUACUCCACAACUUUAUUUUUCUAUUCAUUAAAAAGCUCUUAAACAGCUGAGAUCAUUUGUUAUUCCCCCACUGAAUUCAAAUCCUACAAUUAAAAAUUUGGUAUAUGCUGAGGUCUAUAAAGGGUGUAUUAUGGGCAUUAAAAAAAAAAAAAAUUUACAGCCAGAGGAUUUUAAAAGUACACUGCUAAGAAAUGUUCAUCAAAUAAGAAAUAUUUUUCAAAUUAUAGCUGUCUUUUAGUAUGUGAUAUUAAAUUCAUUUUUAUUUAUCAC
Enhydra lutris kenyoni (northern sea otter) is the source of this 2708-nucleotide messenger RNA. RefSeq names its product ligand of numb-protein X 1. Gene Ontology annotation, molecular function: protein binding; ubiquitin-protein transferase activity. Gene Ontology annotation, biological process: ubiquitin-dependent protein catabolic process. Bases 305 to 2218 code for a protein of 637 amino acids. The record is from RefSeq and is a predicted model, not a curated record. Lineage: Eukaryota; Metazoa; Chordata; Mammalia; Carnivora; Mustelidae. The transcript has 10 exons. Gene Ontology annotation, cellular component: cytoplasm.